Molecule: messenger RNA, 405 nt
Organism: Suillus subaureus
Lineage: Eukaryota; Fungi; Basidiomycota; Agaricomycetes; Boletales; Suillaceae
Exons: 1
Coding region: 1-405 (134 amino acids)
Source: RefSeq, a predicted model, not a curated record
AUGGCCCCACUACAUGAUCUUGAAAGCCAUAUGUGCCCCACAUGCGGAAGAUGUGACUUCAAAACUUCCAAGGGCCUCCUUUCUCAUAUGGGACAGGCAACAGGGUGCCAAUGGUAUCAUAAAGGAAAGCUAAGGGAUCUUGGGAAUCCAGGUAUGUUUGAACACACUGUGAUCCCAGAUGCUCUGGUUGAGGAGGGGGAGGACAUGAACAUGGAUGAAGGGGAUAGAGGCAUUAAUGAAUGGGAUCCUGAAGAUGCUCAGGAAGCAUGGAACCAAGAGUUAUUUGACCUCAUAGCUAUGCAGCCUCCCACAGAUUGUGCUCCUGCAAGAUUGGAAUCACCAGAGGUGGAAGAGCCCAUUCAAGGUUCAUCAAGGAGGGUUCUAAAUGUUGAUGAAGAUCACUGA